CGGGGCGUGCCGGGCGAGUGCAAGCAGUCGCAGCGCAACGCGGCCAACGCCCGCGAGCGGGCCCGCAUGCGGGUGCUGAGCAAGGCGUUCUCCCGCCUCAAGACCAGCCUGCCCUGGGUGCCGCCCGACACCAAGCUCUCCAAGCUGGACACGCUGCGCCUGGCCUCCAGCUACAUCGCCCACCUCCGGCAGCUGCUGCAGGAGGAUCGCUACGAGAACGGCUACGUGCACCCUGUCAACCUGACUUGGCCAUUCGUGGUUUCAGGAAGACCAGAAUCUGACACCAAAGAUAUUUCAACAGCCAACAGAUUAUGUGGAACUACAGCUUAGCUGAAGUAAAGCUAAUUUUUUUGCUGGAUAUUUUUAAGAGCAAUGAUUUAUGAGCACAAAACUAAAGGAUAGGAUGGCGACUAGACACUAUCUGUAACAAACUGUGUGAAAUCUCUGUACCCUAUCCCUUCUUUCCCCUUAGAGUUCUGAGGGGAAAUGCACUUAAAGGGAAGUAAUAAAGAAGGGAGGAGGUAAGAUGGGAAUUUCUCUGAACUGGCUGGCUGCAGCAGCUGAAGUCCAGGAUUUGGAAAGGCCUUUCUUUUGCUGCAUCACUACUACCACUGCCUGAGUAGCUGUUGACCUGAGGCUUUUACAGUAAUGGAAGAGGAAUAUAAGAUUAUAGAAGUAAAAGCAUGGACCAUAAUCCGACUCUACAAACUAAUCCCAAACAGUGUUAUUUGUAUUCCAAAGCAGUAUUCUAGAGUAGUUUUGAAAUUCAAAUAGAUUUAUAAUAUAUUUCGAUGGCUUUUGUAUUCAUGAAUCCUAUUUUGUGCAUCUAUGCAAUAAAUAUAGUCAUAUUACUUUUGUCCUUUUUAACUAGAUUUUUCUUAAAAAGACACCAAUAGUAGCAUAAGCGAGUUAGUUUAUAGCCCUUGAAAUUAGGUUACUGCCCUUCUUUAUGUGUUAAGGUGUCAUAUACAAGAGCAGCAACUAUCCUAAGACACGUUAAUAGAUAGGACAAAGUUCCCGUGUCUUAACCUGGAAGGGAUCCUACCUACUGUAAAACUGGGAUACAUGUGUUGUAAGGAAUGUAUUUGUAUCAAGCUAUAAAAGGUCAAGAAGUUUUAAAUAUUUUAAACAGUCUGUCCUGUCAUUAUGCUCAUCUAUGAAGGAUGUUAACCCUAUUGUGUAUUCUAAUGACAUUUCUUUAUCUAGUAAAGUACUAUAAUGCGGAUGCCAUCAAAUGAGUUGCAAAUGUAAAUAUCUUUAUUUUUUUAUAAAUGACAUUAAAAGCUUUGUUACAACAAUUUGCUGACUUGGUGGUGCUAUGAUAGUUUCUAGCUGUGUUAAAGUAAUCGUAUGUCGAGUUUAGCCACUAGAGUUGUGUCCUUGUAGCACUACAGUGUGUAGAUGCUUCCUACAUUGACAGAAAGG
Molecule: messenger RNA, 1425 nt
Organism: Pelodiscus sinensis (Chinese soft-shelled turtle)
Lineage: Eukaryota; Metazoa; Chordata; Testudines; Trionychidae
Gene: MSC
Product: musculin
Biological process (GO): regulation of transcription by RNA polymerase II; skeletal muscle tissue development
Molecular function (GO): DNA-binding transcription factor activity, RNA polymerase II-specific; RNA polymerase II transcription regulatory region sequence-specific DNA binding; protein dimerization activity
Source: RefSeq, a predicted model, not a curated record